This is a messenger RNA of Oryctolagus cuniculus (rabbit), 1475 nucleotides long. Lineage: Eukaryota; Metazoa; Chordata; Mammalia; Lagomorpha; Leporidae. The record is from RefSeq and is a predicted model, not a curated record.
UGGCAUAAGGCCUUGCCCGCCACAUCCUGUGCUCCUCGCCAGCUGGCCACGCCGCACCUCCCGCCCAAAUCUGUACCAGGCCCUCUCCGCACACGGACCUGCUCUGCCUCGGUGAGUCCCGGCACAGGAGGGCGAUGGAGGCCGGGGGUACAGGUGGGGGGCAACAGGACCCAUGGAUCCUGCCUCGCAGGUCUGUGUCUGAGCUGGAGAAUCAGCACCCAGAUGCGUGAGUCCUCCCUUCACCACCCCAGGGUUGCCCUCCAGGUCCCCAGGAAGUCAACACCACUGGGAAAACUGGGAGUGGGCUUGGCUGUGGCUGGUGGGAGGGGGGUGCUGGGGCAGGGUCCUUCCGGAAGCUCAGGUUCCAAUUCCCUUCCAGAGGCACUGACCACACCCAGCAUCUGGGCCGAGCCCGACUCCAGGAUUCCAGAGGGGAAGCCAGCAGCCAUCUGGUGCCAGGGGCCCCCCGGCGCCGAGGAGUACCAGCUGCUUUCUGAGGGGGGCCUCUCUGCCUGGGGGAGACCUGAGUGAGGGGCGGACUCUGGUUCCCCAUCAUGGCCAUGACCUCGCACACUGCAGGGCGCUACCGCUGCUUCUGUCGCAACGGGGAGCUCUGGUCGGAGCCCAGCGAGCCCCUGGAUCUGUGUCACCGGCGGCCCAGCCACGCACAGGGCAGCCCACGGGGCGUGCCAGCGGAGUUCCCCGUGGGCCCUGUGACCUCGGCACACACAUGCACGUACAGGUGUUUUGGCGCCUAUACGGCCAUGUGUGGUCCUUUCCCCAGUGAGCCCGGAGCUCCUGGUCCAGAUGUGGGAGACCCCAGCCUGGAACCCACAGACCCCGCCCCUGAUCCCGUUUUAGAAGCCCCCUGGUAUCGCACACAAGGAGGGCUGGUGACCUGGAAGGGGGACCCUGGAGGGAGGAAGGUCUGGGAGGUGAGGGGAGAGGAGCGGGUGGGUGCAGUGCUGCAUCCCAUCAGCGGCCCCUCUGCUCCAGCCCCAGCCGCCUGGGAUCACACCGCCCAGAACCUCCUGCGGAUCGGCCUGGCUGUCCUGGUCCUGGUGGCUCUGACGUGGCUCCUGGCUGAAGACUGGCUCUGCAGGUGGAGGACCCGGGAGGGAGCCGGCCGUGCCCAGGCCGGCAUGGACUGCGACGUCUGUGCUGUGCCGCAGAGCGGGGUCACCUGCACGGAUUGGGGGGUGGGGGUGAAGUGACAGCCUGCUGAGGCAGAUCCGCUCUUUGGCGUGUGCACCUGCUCAGCCACCGCUGCCCCACCCUGGUCUCCCCUGACAAAGCAAACAGCCCUGUCCUCCAUAGCAAGGCUGCGGCUGAAACUUCACGCACACUCGCAGCGCAGCUUGGGUUUCCGUGAAGUAUUUGAGGUCACUUCAGGGCUGCUUCCCGUCGUGGGCUUUGUCCUGAUCUCUCCCUCCCUUGGCCUGCGGGGUGCCCCCCACAGUCUCUUUCCUGCCGCU